UCACGAAACUGCCAAACGAAGACCCUAACGAAUUUGUUUUUCACGUUUCGCACCCCGUACAAUAUUGAAUUUCUCAUUCAUCACUCUCGCGUCGUCUUUCACUUUGCCAAGACGGCCCCCGAUUACAAUCCCUUUUUUUUUUCGUCGUCUCAGAAAUUUCUCUCGUCGUCAUUUCGCUCGAUCUCCGCGAUCGAUUUCCUCCCACUUACAGCGGCGCUCUUCUCGUUCCUUUUCAUCGACCGAUCGAUGGAUGGUAACAAAGACGAAGCACUGAGAUGCCUCGAGCUCGCAGAAGCAGCUCUCGCUGCAAAAAACAAGGAAAAAGCUUUGAAAUUCAUUAGAAUAGCGAAGAGAUUGGAUCCAUCGAUUCAACUCGACGCCCUUUUGAGCGCCUGUGAGAAUCUUGAUAGUUCUAAGUCCCAAUCUCAAGUAAAUAGGGUUCGUGAAGUCCCGACGUGCUCUAAUGCGUCAGAAUCGUCAAAUGGGGGUAGAAAUUAUACCGAGGAGAAUGUGAAAUUGAUUCGAGAGAUUAAGAGGAGUAAAGAUUAUUAUGAGAUUCUUGGCGUGGAGAAGAGUUGCUCAGGUGAAGAGAUUCGAAAGGCGUAUAGGAAGCUGUCUCUUAAGGUUCACCCUGACAAGAACAAAGCCCCGGGGGCCGAUGAGGCUUUUAAGAUUGUUAGCAAGGCUUUUAAGUGUUUGAGUGAGGAUGAGAGCAGACGGCAAUACGAUCAAAUGGGUUUUGCUGAUGAUUAUGAGUUUGAGCAUCAUCACACUCAUGCGAGGAGACGGAGAAGACGGGCUACUAGAAAUGAUUUUUUCGAAGAGGAGUUUGACCCGGAUGAGAUAUUUAGGUCCUUUUUCUAUGGCACUCAGGAUAAUGUCUUUAGAAAUCAGAGAGUAUAUAGGGCAAGAGGAACAGCUGGUCAGCAAAGGGAACAUAAUGUUCAGCAAGUAGGGGUUAAUUGGAUCGUCUUGCUUCAGAUAUUGCCGAUAAUUCUUUUCUUUGUGUUUGCUUCAUUGCCUAUGUCAGAGUCGCAUUAUUCCCUGCAGCGGACUCAUACCUAUCAGAUUCCCAAGGUCACUGAGAAACAUGGAGUUGAGUAUUAUGUCAAGCAGGCUGAUUUCGAUGAGAAGUUUCCUCAGGGGAGUUCUGCUAGGAAUAAAAUUGAAAAUGAUGUUACUAGAGACUAUAAGAGCAUACUUGGUCGAUACUGUCAUUUGGAGAUGCAAAGGCGGCAGUGGGUGAGGGAUUAUCCAACAACGCAUUGCGACAAAUUGAGGAAGUUUGCUGUAUCAUGAAAAGUCUUUGUGUGCAGGCAGAA
This is a messenger RNA of Asparagus officinalis (garden asparagus), 1322 nucleotides long. RefSeq names its product chaperone protein dnaJ 49. Gene Ontology annotation, cellular component: endoplasmic reticulum membrane. The record is from RefSeq and is a predicted model, not a curated record. NCBI's taxonomy places the organism in Eukaryota, Viridiplantae, Streptophyta, Magnoliopsida, Asparagales, Asparagaceae. The transcript has 3 exons. Gene Ontology annotation, biological process: cellular response to misfolded protein. Gene Ontology annotation, molecular function: Hsp70 protein binding. The coding region runs from base 247 to 1299 and encodes 350 amino acids.